GAAACCUUCAUUCUAUUGAUUAGUAUCAUGAGUCAAAAAAAGAAAGGUAUUUUCUAUUGGUUAUUUGAAAAUUGUGCAAAACGAAUUUAAAGUUGAUCAUUCACUUUCCUUUCCUUUUUUUUAUUAGAAAAAACAAAACAAUAAAAAGUUAUAUUCCUUAAACAAUGCAAAAAUCUAAAAUUACUAAUCGAUUAUGUAGACUACCUGGUCGUUUAGAUGGGAAAUUAGUUAUUGUAACUGGUGCAAAUAUUGGUUGUGGACUUGAAUUAAGCGGUGAAUUAGCACGUCGUGGAUGUACUGUAAUUAUGGCAUGUCGAGAUUUAGAAAGAGGAUUUUUAGGAAAAGAAGUUCUACUUGAUCGAUUUGGUGAAAGAAGUCAAGAGAAAUGGAGAAAAUCACCAGCUGGUCCAGGAGUUGAACCAUUUCUUGAUGUUAUUAAAACAGCACAGUUAAUUGUUGAACAUUUGGAUUUAGCUUGUUUAGAAUCCAUUCGUCAUUUUGCUAAAAGCAUUUUAAGUCAAUAUACACGAUUAGAUAUAUUAAUCCAUAAUGCUGGAAUGAUGGCUACUAGUUACAUGGAAACACAUGAUGGAUUUGAAUUACAAAUGGGUGUUAAUCAUUUAGGUCCUGUAUUAUUAACUGAAUUAUUAUUACCAUUAUUAUAUAAUGGUGCACCAUCACGUGUUAUUGUAAUUGCUUCAAAUCUAUAUCAACAAGGUGAUAUUGAUGUGAAUAAUUUAAAUUUACGCGGUGAACAAUAUGGACCAUUUAAAGCAUAUAAUCAAUCAAAAUUAGCUAAUGUUUUAUAUGUUCGUGAAUUAGCUAAACAAUUAGAUGGUUUAAAAGUGAUACCAAUGGCUGUACAUCCUGGUGCAGUAAGAACAGAAAUAUCAAAUACAGGAGAUCAUAGAUAUCAGUUAUUUCUACGUGCUGUUGGUAUAAGUCCAUGGGAAGGUGCACAAACUGCAUUAUAUUGUACAUUAAUUAAUGAUCCAGUACCUGGUGGAUAUUAUUCUAAUUGUGAAAGAGAAGAAUUAACUGAAAAAGCAUUAAAUGAAUCACUUAGUAAAAAAUUAUGGGAUGCAUCACGUGAAAUGGUUGGUUUACCACCGAAUUUAUUAAGUUUACCAUAACAAGAAAAAAAGAAAAAUAAUUCUCACAAUUUUCUUUUCUUUUUUGUUCUUCUUCUUCUUCUUCUUCAUAUUUUGUUAACAUUUUAUGUUGGUUAUUAUUCAUUAAAAGAAUGUUUUUUUUUCACUUUUUUGUUUUACUCAAUAUGUACUCUUAACUUUAUAAUAAUAAUAAUAAUAAUAAUA
Schistosoma guineensis is the source of this 1316-nucleotide messenger RNA. The record is from the annotation of a GenBank genome assembly. Lineage: Eukaryota; Metazoa; Platyhelminthes; Trematoda; Strigeidida; Schistosomatidae.